AUGAAUCCGACCCUCGACGCAGAAGAGUACGUCUUCGCGGAGCUCUCACUGGAAGCACCACACUUCGCAGAAUUCCUCGGAGCCGUGUCCAAGGAUGUGAAGAUGCUGUUUCGCGAGAAGGAGGCCUGGACGAUUAUUCUGCCAAAGUCUGCCGCGGAUAGAGAAGGACUGUAUUAUACUUUUCCGUGCCGACAGGUCACGUUGAAUGUGCACUCCAGUUUGGAGGCUGUUGGGUUUCUGGCGGCCAUCACCACGAGGUUAGCGGAGAAGGUGAAUGUUGGCGUCAAUGCGAUCAGUGGAUAUUAUCACGAUCAUCUGUUUGUGCCGGUGGGAAAGGAGGAUGCGGUUAUGGAGGAGCUGCUGUCGUUGGCCGCUGAGAAGGCUUGA
This is a messenger RNA of Zymoseptoria tritici IPO323, 387 nucleotides long. RefSeq lists its product as uncharacterized. Lineage: Eukaryota; Fungi; Ascomycota; Dothideomycetes; Mycosphaerellales; Mycosphaerellaceae. The record is from RefSeq and is a predicted model, not a curated record. The coding region runs from base 1 to 387 and encodes 128 amino acids. The transcript has a single exon.